UGCUAGUCUUCCAGUAAAGCGUGUUUCAUCUUAACUGUAGAACAACACAUUGCUGUUAUUGUAAAGAAAUGGCAACUGCAGGUUUCGACCCGGACACCGAGCGGGGAAUCAUGGCUGCAGAACAAGAGGCUGAAGAAACUGUUUCUCAAGAGCUGCACAGCCCCUCUGAGCUGAGGAUCGUGCUGCUUGGGAGAGAGUGCACUGGGACGAGUGAAGCAGGAAACACCAUCCUGGGCGGAGAGGAGGGUAGCGCUCGAUUCAGCGGCUCUGCAGAAAUGAGGGAGUGUGAGAAGAAAACAGGAGAAGUGGCUGGGAGACGGAUCACUGUGAUCAACACUCCAGAAAUUUUAGACACAGUCCAGGUCGAGAUUGAGAGAUGUGUUUCUCUCUCUGCCCCGGGACCCCACACUUUCCUCCUGGUGAUACCGGUGUAUCCAAAAGAAAUGAUUGAUGCUCGUCGUGAGUACCUAAUAAAACAGGAUUGCAAACCCUUUUAUAAAGUGCGGGAGCUGUUUGGUGAGAGAGCUGUGAGGAACAUGAUGAUCCUUUUCACCUGUGGGGAUUAUCUGAGAAGCAGGACAAUUGAGCAGUACAUUGAAGAAGUUGGUGAGGAGCUGCAGCAACUUGUUGAGAAAUGUGGGAACAGGUAUCAUGUCCUCAACAAUAGGAACAUGAGUUAUCACACUCAGGUCACACAGCUCCUGGACAAGAUAGACAACAUGGUGAAGGGAAGUGGAGGCUGCUACAUCCCAAAUGAGAUAUACCAGCAGGUAGAAAAAAUGAUUAGACUAAAGGAACAGGAGCUGAAUGAGAAACACAGACAUGAACUGUGCACAAAAGAAGAGGAAAUGAGCAGGAAAGAAGUGGAGAUGAAACAGAAAUAUGAGGAGGAACAGUGUAGGAAAGAAGAGGAGAUGAAACAGAAAUAUGAGGAGGAACAGAAGAGGAGAGAAGAGGAGCUGAUGGAAAAGUUGAAGAAGGAAACGAAGGAGGAUGAGCUGGAGAAAGACCCAGAGAAAUCCAAGAUGCCUGUCAGGAGAAGGAACAGCAUUGUAGCAGUCCGCCCUACCAUGUCUGGAGGUGAAGGAGAAGCUCCCCUUGCAGAUAACCAAGCGCCUCCCAGUCCCCCUGAGAUGAGGAUGGUGCUGCUUGGGAAGACUGGGGCUGGGAAGAGUGCAGCAGGAAACACCAUCCUGGGCAGGGAGGAGUUUAGAUCUGAAGCCUGCUCCUCUGCAGUAACGAGGGAGUGUGAGAAGAGAAAAGGACAAGUGGCUGGGAGGCGUGUUGCUGUGAUCGACACUCCAGAGCUCUCUCAGGACAAACACCAGAUUAGGAGCUGUGUUUCUCUGUCUGCCCCGGGACCCCACGCUUUCCUCCUGGUGAUACCGGUGGGCCGAUUCACAGAGGAAGAGAGGAGAGCAGUGGAGACAGUCCAGGAGAUAUUCAGUGAGGAGGCUGUGAGGAGGUACAUGAUGCUCCUUUUCACACACAGUGACAAACUUAAAGGCAAGACCAUUGAGGAUUAUAUUCAGACAGGGAGCAAGGAGCUCCAGCAGCUUGUUGAGAAAUGUGGAAACAGGUAUCAUGUUCUCAACAAUGAGGACAGGAGCGAUCGCACUCAGGUCACACAGCUCCUGGACAAGAUAGACAACAUGGUGAAGGGAAACAACAACAGCUACUAUACCAGUGAGAUGUACCAGCAAGCAGAGGCAAAGAUCAGACAAAGACAAGAGGAGAUACUGAAGGAGGAGGAAGAGACAAUAUUGAGGGAGGAAGAGGAACUGAGGGCAAAGAACCUGAAAGAACUGGAGAACACGAAAAGGAAGAUGAGCUUGGAAAUGCAGAAACAAGAUGAGAAGAUCAAAGAGCUGGAGGAGAGGAUUGGAGAGCUGGAGGAAGAGCUGAGGAAAAAACAGGGAGAGAAUCACAGGAUCAAACUGGAGGAAGAGCUGAGGAGAAAGAGAGAGGAGAGAGAAAGGGCAGAGCGAGAGAAGGAGGAUUGCAUGGAGAAGGGGGAGAGAGAGAGGGAAGAGUACGAGGAGAAACAGAGGAGAGAGAUAGAGGCAGUCAGGCAACGCUAUGAGGAAAUCAUUAGACCAGAAGCAGAGAGAGCCAAUGAGUUUAUAAGCACAUAUGAAAAACCAGCUGAAGCGAGAGGAGAAAGGGCAGCACUAGAGGCAGUGAUGAGUGCAGUAGCAGGAGUAAUGAGAGAAGGGGCUGAGGUAGGGACAGUAUUAUACACAUUAACCAGAGCAAUAAGAGAAGAGACAGGACUAGGGGCAGUAAUGCAUGCUGUAAGAGAAGCAAUAAGAGGAGGACCAGCUCAAAGGGCAGUGAUCAGAGAAGUAGCAGGAGCACUGAGAGAAGGGGUUGCGAUCGGGGCAGUAUUGCAUACAGUAGCAGAAGCAAUAGAGGCAGCACCACAGGAAACCAGUCAAGAACAGUAAGACGGGGUGGUAUUAUUGGACAGGGGGUGGUGUUAUUGGAAAUGGGGGUGGUGUUAUUGAAGAAUAUCCGAGCAUGAUCUAACAUCCAUAUUGAGAAACAACACUUGAUGGUUAGUGCUCACUUCAGUGAAUAUGGCCAGUAGGAGCUACACUUGGAACACUUCAGUGAGCACAAACACUCAGGUGUUUUUUUCUUGGUGGGGGGCACUCUUGAGCAAUGAGUGACUAAGACACAUUGUCCGUUUGCUGCCACAGGUGCUUUUAUAAAACAAAAGGAUAAACAGUAUUGUCAGUCUCUGACAUAUUUUUCAGACUUAUUAAGUCAGUGUAUUUGCAGAAUAUUUGAAACUCAGUUUAAAUUAUCGAAAUCCCCAAGAAGGCCAAACCACACCACUCUUUACUGAAGAGGGUGCCCGAGCCACUGAUGUACCAACCAAUGUCAUUAUCUGUGAUGAUCAAUGUAUAUAAACAGCUGAACCCUGAUUUGAAUGUGUUGCUCACCACUGUGAUGAUCAAUGUAUAUAAACAGCUGAACCCUGAUUUGAAUGUGUUGCUCACCAGUGUGAUAAUCAAUCUGCAUGAUAGUCUGCUCUCUUGAUUACUGCUUUACCUGAGAGCCGUCAGUAAAGUAGAAGAGAACAGAUCUCAAGCUGUGCUUUGUAUCCUUGGGAGUUAUUUUGAUCUCUGAGUUGUUCUGUAUGAAAAAUAUACAGAAAUUCAAUAUUUUUAUUUUUAAUCAGAAAUGUUAACUUAGACAAUUUUUAUGUUAUAUGCUUUAGCCAAUUUUUUUUUACCAGAACAUUGCAAGUAAUGUAAAGUAUGAAGGCGUCUGUUCUAAAUUUGGAUAUUCUAUUACAGUACAUUUGCAGGAUUUGUAGUGA
This is a messenger RNA of Acipenser ruthenus (sterlet), 3328 nucleotides long. Its product is annotated as golgin subfamily A member 6-like protein 22. Gene Ontology annotation, molecular function: GTP binding. NCBI's taxonomy places the organism in Eukaryota, Metazoa, Chordata, Actinopteri, Acipenseriformes, Acipenseridae. The transcript is spliced from 3 exons. Bases 69 to 2447 code for a protein of 792 amino acids. The record is from RefSeq and is a predicted model, not a curated record.